GAUAAUUCUUACUUUUGGUUUAUUUUCACAAAUUCUAGAAAGAAUUGGAUAAAACAAAAAAAAACAAAAAAACAGAGGUGAAACACUUGUGGAGAAAACAUUGUCUUUCUUGUUAAAGAAUUCCUCCAUGUCUGAAAAUCCAUUACAGCUUCUGUUCAAGACAUACGAGAAAGUAUCGAACUCUAUACAAACCCAACUUGCUCAAUUCAUAGGUGUAAUCCCAAAAGUUCAUUCAUCUCAUAAUAAUAAUGAUGAUCACCAUUCCUUCUCUUUGCUCACUUCUUCAUCUUCUUCCAAGAAUCAACUUGCUUCAACUAUGCUGCUUCAACAUUCUGAAUCACCCAAGAAGGAGAAAAGUUCUAGCCCAGUGACUAAAGAAGAGCUUGGAAGAGCUACUUGGACUUUUCUUCACACACUUGGAGCUCAGUAUCCAGACAAGCCAACCAGACAACAAAGGAAGGAUGUGAAAGAACUGAUGGCAAUAUUAUCUCGCAUGUACCCUUGCAACGAAUGUGCAGAUCACUUCAAAGAAGUUCUAAGAGCAAAUCCUGUACAAGCUGGAUCUCAAGCUGAAUUUUCACAAUGGUUAUGUCACGUGCACAAUGUUGUCAAUAGAAGUUUGAGCAAGCCUAAAUUUCCAUGUGACCGGGUUGAUGCUCGGUGGGGCAAGCUUGACUGUGAGCAGCGCGCAUGUGAUUUGCAAGGCACUGAUAAGUUUUGGUUUUGACACACAUAUUGAAGCUCUUAUAUCAGGAACAUGACAUACAAGAAAAGAUGAUCCCAGAUUUUGUUGUAUCAUUCAAACCUCCAAUCCAAGGAAACAAGAUGCGUAUUUUUGACUUUGAGAGCAUUCAGUAUGUAUUAUAAUACCUCUUCAUUGUUGAAAACUUGAUGUGGCAACCCUUUCCAAGGUGAAGCCUCUGUUCCCAGAGAAAUGUAAAUUUCUUUCUGCAAUGCAAAGUGGCAUCUGUAUCUAUAUUCUUGAAUGCUGGUUAUAAACCUUUGAAAGCCUGGAAGAGACUUAAGUAGUGUUGAUGUUUUCA
Messenger RNA from Solanum tuberosum (potato), 1043 nucleotides. Its product is annotated as FAD-linked sulfhydryl oxidase ERV1. The record is from RefSeq and is a predicted model, not a curated record. The transcript is spliced from 6 exons. Lineage: Eukaryota; Viridiplantae; Streptophyta; Magnoliopsida; Solanales; Solanaceae. Gene Ontology annotation, molecular function: flavin adenine dinucleotide binding; flavin-dependent sulfhydryl oxidase activity. Bases 128 to 727 code for a protein of 199 amino acids. Gene Ontology annotation, cellular component: mitochondrion.